Achroia grisella is the source of this 2607-nucleotide messenger RNA. Its product is annotated as DNA cross-link repair 1A protein-like. The record is from RefSeq and is a predicted model, not a curated record. The transcript is spliced from 12 exons. NCBI's taxonomy places the organism in Eukaryota, Metazoa, Arthropoda, Insecta, Lepidoptera, Pyralidae. Bases 13 to 2475 code for a protein of 820 amino acids. Gene Ontology annotation, molecular function: 5'-3' DNA exonuclease activity; damaged DNA binding. Gene Ontology annotation, biological process: double-strand break repair via nonhomologous end joining; protection from non-homologous end joining at telomere; interstrand cross-link repair.
CCUUUAAAGUUUAUGAUGGAAGACAAUAUAAAUGAUUAUAUGCCAUCUAUUUUAAAUCCUAGACUUGUCAGAAGACAGACAGCAGAUCCAAGUAUAACACAGAAUUCUAUAGCCAGCCGCUGUUCAUUGUCAUUGAAGAGGAAUAAACAACCUACAAUAUGGAAAGACCAAAUUUACAAGUCCUUACCAAACAACAAAGAAAAUUCACAAAAUGUACAAAAUUUUACUGGCCAUUCAGAAAAAAGUACAGCCAAUAAGGAAAAUGGAUGCAAUAGUAAGGAAUUUGAAGAUUUUGAAAGUAUAGGUGUAUCAGCUAUUCAAGAUAUAAACACAAAAAACAAUAUUAGUGAUUCAAGUACUGUAAGAUUAAGUAAUAAUGUACUAGUUUCAAAUGUUAUUCAUAAAGAAACAAAUGAAGAAUAUAUUUGUUCAGUUACUUCAGCAAAUGAAUUAAUAGAAUGUGAUUCAAGGACAGAAAGUAGUAGAACUGUAUCAUAUGAAUUUGACAAACCUGUUGUUAAUGUUUCAUUUGGUAUAACAAACUGCAAAUGUGUUGAUGUCAGUACACAUCAUAGUAGUAUCAAGAGAAUUGUGGUAUCACAUGAUAAUAAUGAUACUACAGUUGAUUGUAAAGUUAUUGAAAGUAGUCAAUUAUCAGUUGAUACUGAAAUGGAUGAAAAUAUGCAUGAAGCUGUUUUGCCUAGUCCACCAAAAAAGUCAGCUAUAACUGUCAACUUAGACAUUAAAAAGAAUAAACUGUCACAUGACACAGCAGUGAACUCAAAAGUUCUUAUUUUAAAUACUGAUGCCAUUGAGAAACUUUCUCAUGUCAUUGUGCAACCACCAAAUUAUAAAUUUGUGAAACGAAAAAUUUUGAACCCUUCUAAAUUUCGAAGCAGCGACAAUAGAAAAUCUUGUUUUAGGUCUUCUAUACAGAAUGGAAAAACUGUGUGCAUUGAUAAUCUGAAAUAUACAACUAUUGAUUCCCAUCUAAAUAAAACAAAUGUUUUGAAUUCCUGCAAAAUAUCUAAAAGUACAAUUCCUUCAAAAACCUUAAAUUGUAAUGAUAAUAGUGCCAGUUUAGUUAGUGAUGAGGUGCAGGACAUGAGCAAGAUUCUAGGUGCUCCUGAAACUCUUAAAUUUGAUGGUGGAAGAUCUGCUAAAAGCAGGAAAGACAAUGCAUCUCCUAGAUCUGUUAGAGUAGCACUUUCUCGAAGAGGAAAUGAAUCUUCCAAGCAACAGGACAUUAAAACAUGUAAUUCUAAUGCUCCGCGUGUGCCGACACCCAGAGGAAGAGACAGUGUUAGUUCACAUUCUCCCAAAAAAACUACAGACUAUAUACAAUUCAGUUUAUCUUCAAAACCAAAAUCUAAUAGAUCAUCAGUGGUUUUGAAAAAUAUUCCACACCAUAAAAUUGUUGCAGGUACACAUUUUGCAGUAGAUGCCUUUUCUUAUGGAGAAAUACCUAAUGUUAAACAUUAUUUUUUGACUCACUUCCAUUCUGAUCAUUAUUCGGGUCUGAAGAAAAGUUUUAAUAAAUUAUUGUUCUGUUCUAAAAUAACUGCGGAUUUGUGUAUAUCACGAUUGGGCGUUAACCCAAAAUGCAUGCAUCUUAUAAACCCUGAUGAAACUAUACGCGUGGAAGAUAUUGAGGUGACAGCUCUAGAUGCUAAUCACUGUCCUGGAGCUUUAAUGUUAGUGUUCACACUACCAAAUGGGAAGACUUUAUUACACUGUGGAGAUUUUAGGGCAUGUCCAUCUAUGGAGUCCUAUCCUAUAUUUUGGAAUAAAGACAUUCACACGAUUUAUUUAGAUACCACUUACUGCAACCCGCGGUAUAAUUUCCCCACACAAGAUCAAAGUUUAGAGAUGGCUGUAAACUUGUUACGACAGAAGAAAUUGGAACUUGAGAAGAAUGGAAAGUCAUUUUCAUCUGUAUUAAUUGUUUGCGGCACUUAUACGAUAGGCAAAGAAAAGUUCUUCCUGGGCAUGGCGAAGCGAGUAGGUUGUUCCGUGUGGGCAUUCCCCGAGAAGGACCGGGUGUUACAAGCUGUGGAAGGGCGGAGUUUCAGUCAAGCAUCUCCACAGUCCUGCCAGCUACAUGUUUUAGCUAUGCGGGAUUUGACACAUGAGAAAUUACGGAAUUAUUUAGAUAGUCUUCAUGGGGCAUUCACUGAGGUGGUAGCGUUCAAACCCAGCGGCUGGGAAAAUGGCAGAAACUCUUCAGUCCAGAAAGAUAUGGUCACGAUUCACGGCAUACCAUACAGUGAGCACUCUAGUUUCUCGGAAAUGAUUCGCUUUGUAAAAUUUUUAACGCCGAAACAAGUGGUGCCUACUGUCGAUAUUUCUGGAGGAAUUAAAGCUGUGCAGAAGUAUUUCCCAUGCCCGCUUGUUUACAAAAAUGAUCAAUCUCAGAGCAUAUUGACAGAUUUCUUCAGCAUACAGAGUCGACAGCAGGUUCCCGCUGUCACUUGAAUCUAAAAUGUACUAAAGACAAUUAUUAUAAGCAACUUUAGCGUGACUGUGAUGUAACUAUUUUUUGAUAUAUUUUUAUUGUAGGAUGAAUAUUAUAUUAAUUGUUGUAUAAUAAACCUUUUUUAAACACUU